AGCACACCCGUUUUCCAUGACCAGCAUCCCUCCAAAGUUCGUCAAGGGUCAAGUGGCAAGCUAAUGCUGUAAUUACCUAAUGUGCCACAGAACAUAAACACAAAAUAUAUGAACACUAUAGUUCAAAAAGUGAAACAAAUUACCAAUUAGUAGUAUAAUAGGAGAACUUACAUCGGCAUGGACACAUGAGUCAGAGCAUAAGCUCCACAAUGUCUUCCGGCUAUAGAAGUCAUAGUUUGGACCAAUGGUUCGUUAGGUGGAAGAUCUUCAGCAAAGAUAUAGUGAGCAAGCUUCACUUCUUCCUCACUGUAGCUUACGGUUUGAGGGAGAUUAAACCUCGUGGUACCCUACAAUGAUGGGCAACGAACAAACACAAUUAAUAAUUAAUCAUGCUCUUUUCUUCAUCGACAACAUCAAUGGGAUACAAGGCUAAUCUAAGUGAUCUGGUUUACUGGGAUGCUGAUUUGAACCCAUAAACUCUAAAACAAACAGAUUGUGAAUCACAAAUCUAAAGUGGUAGGCUUUUAUUUUGCAAAUGAAAAAAAUAAUUAAAGAAAAAACAUGUCUAGUAACAAAUUAAUGAAAGACCAAAUUAAUGAAAGAACACUGUAAAAUGCUCGGCUUGUUGGAUUACAACACUGUCGACAAUUGUUGUGCUGGAUAAUUGGUGUUUUUUCCCACACCUUUCUCGUAACGGUCAACUCCAAAUUCACCGUCAAGAACAAUCACAUUCGAGCCCAGUGUCCGUGGGGGGGGGGGGGGGGGGGGGGGGGGGGGGGGGGGGGGGGGGGGGGGGGGGGGGGGGGUCCCAUCAUCUCCCGUUUUAGUUCUCUUCGCCGGCAAUACAUAGUUCUCCAAAGCCUUUGCUGCAGAACGCGUUAGCCGUGUAGUCGACUGGCCGCGAGACAUUUUGUUGGGCAUAUUGAUCUCCUCCCUAAUAUAAUUGUACAAGAAAUCAACAUGUGGACGAGGAGAACAAAUACACCAAAAUCACAUAACCAAAGUUAAAAUAAGAAUAAAAAAGGAUUGAAAAACUAUACCCUUCCUUCCCCAUGAUGCAAAGGGCUUGUGGUUUAAUUAAGUGUGAGGCAGAGGGAUUGUGUUGUCUCUCGAAUGCAACUGAGGGUUGUGGUUUAAUAGUCGAGACAUAGGGGGUUUUAACCUCAUCAAUUAGGAAUAACGUAGUAGCAGUGUAGAAGUUAAUUGUGCCAAGUGUUUUUUUUGUGUGGGAUAAUUGUGCCAAGUCUUAUUCGAACUGAGGGAACUUCUAUAUUUAUCCCCUCAUUUAAUGAAACACAGUUAAUUAAUCUUCCACCUACUUCCUUAUAAGCUUCUAGCUAACUCACGGUGGUUGUAGAGAUUUUAAUUUAUUAUUAAACUGUAUAUUCACUUUUCUUAAUUUAAUAGUCCAUCUGUGAAAACAAUAAGGCUCUCGAUCCAGCCCAUGGUGUCAUUUUGUUUCUAUGGACAGCCCAUGGAGUCUCGUGAUAGCCUCUUCCUAUAUAGAAGAACCAAUUUGGCUGCGUAAAAUUAAGAGACUGCCCUAACAUAGAUUAGUUGUGAGUUGCGACACUCGUAAGCUGAGAUUUCCUGAGUUUCACAAAUCGUCUCACGAAGAUGGCAGACAAGGAAAAUAAUCCAAACGAUGUCAGUGAUGCUUCUAAUCCUCACACCGAGGAGGACAUGGCAGCGGAGGGAGCUCAUCCAAAAGAUGGCAUCGAUGCUUCUAAUCCUAACACCGAGGACAUGGCAUCAGAGGGAACUCAUCCAAACGGGGAUACUAGUUCAAAUAUAGAGGAAGAUGAUUUUGUCAAUCUACUACUUCUACAAACAGAAGAUAUUAUGAAACUCAGAUUCAAAGAUCUAGACGAAGCAUAUGAUUUUUGGAGGGACUACGGGCUGGCCACUGGGUUUGAUGUAAGAAAAGAGGAAAUUGGUCGAGAUAAGGACAAAGUCCCGAUAUGGCGCUGGUUUGUAUAUUCUUGCGAGGGAAAAAGGCGUAAAAAACAGACAGCCUGAAAGAGAGAGCCAAGAGCAGAGACAAGGUUUGACUGCAAUGCUAGGAUGCGUGUUCGAUAUGACAAGUCUACUUCGAAUUGGUUUGUGGACACCUUUGAUAACGAACACUCUCAUGCACUGAUUCCCCAGAUGUACAAGCACUACAUGAAAGGGAAUCGUCGUAUGAGUGAUGCAAUUAAAGCGGCAAUUAAUUUUCGAAGAGCUGCAGGCAUGAAAAUGCAUCAAAUCGUUUCACUAGCCGUUGCAGAAGCUGGAGGCUAUCAGAAGGUGGGGUUCACAAGGAAAGAUGCAUAUAAUUAUGUGGACAAAGAACGAAGAGAACAAAUUCGUGAAGGUGAUGCUGCUACAGCCCUGGCCUAUUUACAAGCAAAACUUAGUGCCGACCAACAAUUCGUCAUUGAACUAAAGAAAGAUGGUGAAGACAUGCUUAUUAACUUGUUCUGGGCAGAUUCUAUUUCGGUGGCUGAUUAUGCAUGUUUUGGAGAAUUACUGGCAUUUGAUGCGACGUACAAAAGGAACAUUUAUAAGAUGCCUCUAGUCAUUUUUUCAGGUACUAAUCAUGUCAUUCUUUUCAUAAUAUAUCAACCUCCUUUUGAUUUUAGAAGCCUAAUAAAGUAGGGAUUUGGAUGUGUUGCUGGAUGUUCAUAAAAUUAGGUUAGAGCCACCAUUUCUCUUAUUAGUUUGCUUCUUUUCAUAACAUUUUAUUGUUUUACUUUUAGGAGUGAACCACUGAUAGACCGUUAAUUACACAUGUUUUGACCCCUGUUCUUACACCGUUUGAGAUGUGGUUUCUCGUGUUUUAGACCGAUUUCACGCUAGGUUGUGCUUGUUUCUGAUAUUUCAGGUCCUGGCAAGUGAAUGAAGGUUUAGGAGCGAG
Messenger RNA from Linum trigynum, 2896 nucleotides. Lineage: Eukaryota; Viridiplantae; Streptophyta; Magnoliopsida; Malpighiales; Linaceae. The record is from the annotation of a GenBank genome assembly.